Molecule: messenger RNA, 810 nt
Organism: Indicator indicator
Lineage: Eukaryota; Metazoa; Chordata; Aves; Piciformes; Indicatoridae
Gene: COMMD6
Product: COMM domain containing 6
Exons: 6
Coding region: 1-672 (223 amino acids)
Molecular function (GO): NF-kappaB binding
Source: RefSeq, a predicted model, not a curated record
AUGCAUGAAGACCUGGGAAUUCUUCAGAACGAAAUGAGAUGGAUCACUGUAAUACUUCAACGAUUUGCUUCUGAUCACUACUGCUUGUGUUUUUCAGAUGUUGGUGGUGCAGCAGAUAAGAUUAAUUUAAUACCUCAAGACUUCUUUGCAGAACUGUGUGAACAAAUAAUUCAACAUCUGAACCAUAAGAUUCCAGGUGUAAAUACAGCAGAGCUGUGUCAGAGAAUUCAAACAUCUGGGAUUGAGCUUAAUGUUGGUGACCUGUCAAAAAUAGCUAACAUUGUUUCCUUUCUAUUUAGCACGGCAGCCAGACACCAUCUCUCUACAGAAGAACUCAUCACCACCUUGAGCAAUGCAGUCAGCACACUGCCAAAACAUGCAGUUCAAGUUAUCCGUCAUGUAUGGAAUGAGCAGGGCAAAUCCAUUAGUGAAUCAGAAGAUGCAAGAAACACAGCCACGGUGGGGCAGUUUGUAGAUCUUAAAUGGAAGCUGGGAGUUGCGAUGAGCUCUGACGCCUGUAGGUCUCUGAAGUAUCCUUACGUUAUGGUGGCACUAACAGUGGCGGAUCCUUCAGGACAAAUAACAGAGAAAUCUUUUGAGAUGACCAUCCCACAGUUCAAGAACCUCUUCAGACAGUUCAAGGAAAUGGCAGCCGUUCUUGAAACAGUGUGAAAAGAACUUUUAUUUACACUGAAAUAUAGGACAGACUUAGAUGAAGUAAAUUUGUUGUUCUGCAUAGGGAAUGAAGUACCAUUGUCCAGCAAGGUAUGUAUCCUUGGUCUUUUCGGUGGGUGUUUGUCAGCAUCAUCC